This is a messenger RNA of Nerophis lumbriciformis (worm pipefish), 4110 nucleotides long. Lineage: Eukaryota; Metazoa; Chordata; Actinopteri; Syngnathiformes; Syngnathidae. The record is from RefSeq and is a predicted model, not a curated record.
AUGAAUUUAGUUGGGAAAGGAGGUGUCGAUACUCAACAAUUGUCUGGCAGCAGUGACAGCGAUUCCAUCAAAGUUUUCGUCCGAGUACGACCUCUGACCCAUGGCACCGGGCUAACAACAGAUGGAGAGCGGAACUUGUGUCUCAAAGUCACCUCUCCAAACACUAUACGCUUGCUCUCCAAACCAGAGCCGCGAACCUUCACUUAUGAUCAUGUUGCUGACAUGGAUACGACACAGGAUUCUGUGUUCUCCAGCGUGGGCAAGAAUAUUGUGGAGUCUUGCAUAAAUGGAUACAAUGGAACCAUUUUUGCAUACGGCCAAACAGGAUCGGGAAAAACGUUCACGAUGCUAGGACCUUCAGAUUCGGACAACUUUACAGAUGAAAUGCGGGGUGUUAUUCCUCGCAGUUUUGAGUACUUGUUCUUUCUCAUCAACAGAGAAGUGUCUCAGUCCAAAAGUUUUCUCUGCAAAUGUUCAUUUAUUGAGAUUUACAAUGAACAAAUUUUUGACCUCCUGGACACAGCCUCGGCUAGCCUUUUUGUCAGAGAAAACAUCAAGAAAGGCGUGUUUGUGGAAGGAGCUGUGGAGAAGUUUGUCAACAAUGCCGCCGAAGCAUACCAGGUGUUGUCUCGUGGCUGGUGUAAUCGCCGUGUGGCCUCCACCUCAAUGAACCGUGAGUCUUCACGAUCUCAUGCUGUGUUUACUAUGACUCUCGAGUCCAAGGAGUCCAUCAAUGAAGUGGUGAACAUUCGAAGGUCUCAGCUCAACCUGGUUGAUCUGGCUGGCUCAGAGAGACAGAAAGACACACACACUGACGGGUCUAGGCUUAAGGAGGCCAGCAGUAUCAAUCGCUCCCUUAUGAGCCUUGGUCAGGUGAUCAUGGCUUUGGUUGACGUUUCUAAUGGGAGGAAUCGCCACAUUUGCUAUAGAGACUCCAAACUCACCUUCCUGUUACGGGACUCCCUUGGAGGGAAUGCACAGACCUAUAUUAUAGCAAAUGUUCACCCUGGAUCAAAAUGCUUUGGGGAAACAUUAUCAACUCUCCAAUUUGCCCAGAGAGCAAAGCUGAUCAAGAACAAGGCCGUUGUCAACGAGGACACACAAGGAAAUGUGAGACAGCUACAGGCUGAAGUGAAGAAGCUGAAAGAGCAGCUCGCUCAGGCUCUUUCGUCUCACCAAGUGGAUGAUGGGAAAGAUGUCACAGCAGGAGGAACAGAGCUCCCCAUCUCCAAAUCCUCCGGGGAUAUGAAAAAUAUUGCCUUGUACAAAGCCAAGUUUAUGGCUGCUGUCCGUUUGUGGAGGAAGCGAGAAGAAGAGAAGAGGGUUUUGCUUAAAAAGGCAUCUCAGCUGGAAGAAGCCUGGACUCAGAAAGACAAGUUCAUCCACUCCAGUCGCUUGAUCAUCAAGUUCCGUGAGGAUCAUAUAAGUCGCCUGGAGAAAAAACUCAAAGAACAAUGUGGUGUUCUAGGAGACAUGGAGUCACAGGCUCUCAUUGAACAGUUAAAAGAAGAAAUCAGUAUUUUACGAGACCAGGUCGAACAUAACCCCAAGAUGACUCGCUACGCAGCCGAGAACUACAGCCUCAGAGAGGAGAAUCGUCAGCUUCGCUCCCUCGAGUCGGUGAUAAAAGCCGAAGAGGAAGCAGUGCAAGUUGCGCAAGAGCUGGAAGAUGACUUCCAGAGGGCCAUGGAGGCUGAAACCACAGAAACUCCAGCCAAUGCGUCGACCUCCUUGGCGACUGAUGUAUUUACCGUCUCCGCCAUGGAGAAACUGAAAGCUCAGCUGCUUCAAAAGCAGUCCGACUUCACUGCCAUUCUGCAGGCGUUUGAGGAGUACAAGGAAGUCACUAAGAAGCAGAUGUCUCAGUUGGAGUCGGACAAAAGGUACCUUGACAAGUCCAACAGGUAUUUGGAGAACAUCUUGGAAGCCACUAAUGCCUACAAAAAGCAAGAAGUCUCUGAGUUGAACAGAAUUCAUGUUGAAACUUUAAAGAUUCUCACUACUCCCACCAAAGCCUACCUGCGCUCCCGUCCUAUACCGCUGUCCAGCCCAGAACACUUGAACGGUAGUGUUAACAAUCCAGUUGACAUUUGGGCUGAGCCGCCCCCUUCAGACACGACUGAGAUGGCGCUGACUGAAGAACUGCGUCAAGUGCAGGUGCAAGCGAGUCAGAUUCGGGCCCAGCUAGGGGAAGAGGAGCUCAAGAACAGCAGGCUUAUGCAACAAAUUGCAAAACUAGAAGAGCAGAUCCAUGUUAUUUCACACGAGUCCGCACUAAAGGAGGAGCAACUUUCAAUGGAGUGUGCUAACAAGACCAGAGAUCAUCUCAGACUGCAGGAGACAAUUGACAGCCUACAACAGAAACAUCAGCGUGAACUGGAGACUGGAGAAGUACUAAGGAAUGAAAUCCGUGAUCUUCGGCUGGUGCUGCGGUCGUCUGACAAGGAGCUGGCUGCCGUGAAGGAGGAGCUGAAAGCCAAGAAAAGUGAGCAGCAGAGAGAGACGAGUCAGCUUUCCAGCAGUUUGAUCGCCACGCAGCUCCAGCUCGACAAAGUCCAGCUGGAUUGGGAGCAGCUUCUGGAGCAGCACCGCGCUUUGCAGGAUUCUUUUGACCAGCUUCAAGCCGAGGCAAAGUUUGACGCAGACCACGCGAGACAGCAGAUGCAAGACAGGCAGCAAGAGAUCAGUGAACUACAAGCUCAGAUUGUGGAAUUGAACAACUCUUUGGAAACGGCACAAGAGCACACUAGCACCCUGACCUACCAGUUAAUAGAGAACAAAGAAAAUACAUCCAAAGAACUGAGUGUAACAAAUGAGGAGAACACACAGCUGAAUAAGCAAGUCGUAGACAUGACCGUGCAAUUCCAACAGCAGGUAUCCAAACUUGAUCAUCUGGAAAAAAAUCUCUGCACUGCAAAUGAAAGCAUAAAAGGCCUGAAACAGAAGAUUGAGCAGGACAAAGUUGUCGUCCUCGAUCUGAUCACCCAAACCAGAGAGCUCCGCAGUGAUCUUACUCACAAGGAACAGACCAUUGCACAUCUCUCAGGAGACAUUACCGACAUCACGGCCAAAUACAAUGCUGCCUGCUUGGAACAAAAAGAUGUCGGAGAGCAAAACGCUAAGAUGCAAGCAGAAAUCGCAGAACUGAAAGAAAGCGUGGAGAGGACUAUCAUCUCCAGCAAAAAUGAGGUUGAAGCGCUGCAGUACCAGCUCGCUGAUGCAAAUGAGGAAGUUGAAAGACUUACAAAAGUCUUGGAUGAGCACAACAACAUUCUUCAAAGUGCUCAAGAGCAAGCCACUCAGAAGGACUUUGAAAUCCAGAAUCUACAGCAGAAGGUGCAAAGGCAACAAGAAGCUGCGGAAAGAACGAUACGGAAUGGUUCAAAAAUAAACGUAUCCAGGCACUGUACUCCACGUACAAUAUUCAAGACCCCCCGCACACCGGGAAGCUUCAGCCGGGACUUAACCCAGGUCCUCGAGAACCAGGAGAGGGAACUGGAGAAUCGACGCUCCUCCAUGAUGACCAUGGAGAUCCUCUUAGCUGAGCUCAAUUCCGAGAGAGCUGCCAAGAAUGAGGAAAUUCGACGGCUCAAAACACAGCUGAACGAGAAGGAGGUGGCCAACAUGGUGAUACAGGGCUUGCAUGAGCCAUAUAACAAAAUCCCUCAUAGUGGAAAUGCAAACAGUGAGGAGCUUCAUCACAGCAUCUCUCAGUCUGUUCUUAAAGAACUGCAAGAGGAACGAGAAGAAAAGGAUAAAUUGAUUCAAAAGCUGUCCGAUGUACAAAAAAAAUUGCAAAUCCAGGAGUCCACGUUGGCCCAGUCACAGGCUUGUGUUCAGGAGCUGUCCGCAGAACUCGGCAAUCGUUGUCUAGAGCUGAGUCAAAGGCUACAGGAUGAGGACAAGCUCCUCAAGGAGAACGAGGUUCUGCGUCGGCAGAACGUUCAGCUGUCGGAGGAGAAUGGAAAAUUGGUAGGACACAAGAACCAUAAGCAGAAGAUUGAAUAUUUGGUCAAAUUAAAGAAGGACAACACCAGACUGCAGGAGGAAAAUGAAAAACUUCGAUCAGAAAUGAGCCUCAUUCAAGAUAACACGGGACCUUUGCCGUGA